UCUAUUCUGGGGGGGGUUUACCAGAUUUACGUAAUUUAAAACGUACAGUUCGUCGUAUUCGUCAACGUGAACAAAAUCCACUGGCUAUUCCAACAAGUCGUGAUACAAUAAUAAUCGAUCCCGAAUAUACAAAAACAAUGCGCCAACAUACAUUCCUUCAAUUUGAUUCUGGAAAAACACAACGUCUUUAUAAACAAAUGAUAGAUGAAAUUGUUCAACUGCGCCCAAAAUUUUCACCACAAAAUAUAAUGAUGGAUUAUGAACGUGCUGUUAUUAAUGUAUUCAGCAAAAAAUUUCCAAAUGCGGAUAUAUCUGGAUGUUUCUUUCAUUUAUGUCAAAAUAUUUAUCGUCGUGUGCAACAUUCAGGUCUUACAAAAUUAUAUGCGGAUGAUCCAAACGUUUCACAAAAUAUUCGAUCGUUAGCAGCUUUAUCAUUUUUACCAACAAGUGAUAUUAUGUCAACAUUCGAACAAUUGAAACAACAAUUUCCAGCACAAGGGCAACCAAUUAUUAAUUAUUUUGAAGAAACAUAUGUCGGUAUAAAAAGUCGUUUAUCUCGUCCACGUAAACAGCCGAAAUUUGAAUUAGAUUUAUGGAAUACGCGUGAAAAUACAAUUCAAGAAUGUCAUCGAACUAAUAAUAUCGUUGAAGGAUGGCACAAUCGGUUAUCAGCAUUAUUUAAUUGUAAACAUCCAAACUUCUAG
Messenger RNA from Didymodactylos carnosus, 704 nucleotides. The record is from the annotation of a GenBank genome assembly. Lineage: Eukaryota; Metazoa; Rotifera; Eurotatoria; Philodinida; Philodinidae.